AUGUCCCGUGUCCCCGGGUCGGGCGGGGCCGCCCGAGGGGCCGCAGGGACCACUGGGAUCCCCCGGGAUCCCCCGACACGCCCCCGGUGUGUCUUCCAGGAGCAGCUGCAGCCGCCCGCCAUUGACAUCCCCAUGGCUCGCCUGACCGUGUCCUACAGCCGGAGCAGCGGCCCCGGCGGGCAGAAUGUUAAUAAAGUGAAUUCCAAAGCAGAGGUUCGCUUCCACCUGGCAUCAGCCGACUGGAUUCCCGAAGCUGUGAGACAGAAAAUGGCUCUGAUGCACAGGAAUAAGAUAAACCGGGCUGGUGAGUUGAUUGUGACCUCAGAGGAGAGUCGCUACCAAAUGAGGAAUCUGGCAAUUUGCCUGGAAAAAAUCCGGACCAUGGUCACAGAGGCGAUUGAGAAACCCAAGGUGGUGUCUAAGGAGACAGCACAGAAACUCAUAGAGAGGGUGGAAAAAAUGAACCGGGAACGGCUACGACAGAAAAAAAUACACUCAACUAUAAAACAGAGCAGGAAGGCAGAUUUUGACUGAGAACAGCAGAGAUCCAAGCCCUUGGCAUUCUGUCUUCCUAAAGAAGUGGUGUUGGCAGCUGUAGAUGAUGCUAAACUCAUGAGCUGUAUUGAAUAAAAAUAGCCUGACAGUGUAAAUAAAAAUAUUUAACAUC
Cyanistes caeruleus (blue tit) is the source of this 667-nucleotide messenger RNA. The record is from RefSeq and is a predicted model, not a curated record. Lineage: Eukaryota; Metazoa; Chordata; Aves; Passeriformes; Paridae.